CAAAACGUUUCUACGAUUCUACUCGGGGCGCUUUGUCGUAGAACUUCUCGCCUGUUUCGAUAUUUUUUUUUGUUUAUAAAUUAUUUUAACUCUAUUAAAAACCACAAUGGCUUUUAUUCUGCGUCUCGGUUCUUCUAUUAUACGAUUGAGUAAAAACGGUUGUACGUCAAAGCGACGUUUCCUGUCGUUAAGCUCUCUUCGAUCAGGUACUAUUGUCCCGUUUAAGUUAUCGGACAUCGGAGAAGGCAUUCGAGAUGUCACUGUGAAGGAAUGGUUUGUAAGACCGGGUGAUAGAGUAUCUCAAUUUGAUAAUAUUUGUGAGGUACAGAGUGACAAAGCUUCGGUGACGAUAACAAGUCGUUACGACGGUCUAGUAAAAGAACUUCAUUAUAAGAUAGAUGAGAUAGCUCUGGUUGGAGAACCCUUGAUAGAUAUUGAGCUCGAUGAGGAAAACAUUGUUGAAAAUGAGGAAGAAAGAAAAAUAGAAGAAAAUAAAGAAAAAGAAGAAGAUGUAGUAAAAGAUGACAAGGAGUUCAAAGAAAGGAAUGAUAAAACGAGCUUAGAAUCUUCCAAGGACGUACGUUCUGAAAAAAUUCAGAUCAUUACAACGCCAGCUGUCAGAAGACUGGCUUUGGAAAACAAUAUUAAUCUUUGUGAUAUCACAGCCACUGGUAAAGAUGGACGUGUCCUUAAAGAAGACGUAUUGGUUUAUCUAGAAAAACUUGAUCCUAGAAAACAAAUUCAGGAGGUUAUUCAUCAAACUGAAAAAAAGAUGCCGAUUAAAAAAUAUUCUAAACACAUGUGGAAAACCAUGACACAAUCUUUGAGUAUACCACAUUUCGUUUACAGCGACGAAUACAACGUAACCGAAUUGAUGCGUUGUCGUAAUGAAGUGAAAGAUUCGUUCAAAGAACAAGGUAUCUCUCUAUCUCUAAUGCCAUUUCUAAUAAAAGCUGCCUCGAAAGCAUUGCAAACGAUUCCCGAAUUAAACGGUUUACUCGACGAGGAAAAACAAUGCGUAGAAAUUUCCGAAAGGCAUAAUAUUGGUGUUGCCAUGGAUACUCCGGAAGGUUUAAUUGUUCCAAAUAUAAAGGACGUUCAGAAUCUCAAUAUUUUGUCUAUUGCUAAACAAUUAAACAGACUUCAGGAACUCGGUAAAAAAUCAUCGAUUCCUUUGGCCGAUCUCACCGGCACAACUUUUUCCUUGUCCAACAUUGGCGUGAUCGGAGGUAAUUACACAAAACCGGUUAUUCUACCCCCACAAAUAGUGAUAGGAGCGUUUGGUAAAGUACAAAAGUUGCCACGUUUCGAUGAUAAGGAUAACGUGAUAGCGGCAAACAUAAUUGCUGUUAGUUGGGCUGCUGAUCAUCGGGUGAUCGACGGUGUUACUAUGGCUAAAUAUUCAAACUUGUUGAAAUAUUACGUGGAACAUCCCAUCGAAUUGAUCUUAGGAUCAUGAAAUAUAGAUUUUCUUUUUUUAUUUUACUGCGAUAAAACAAAUUGAUAAGACUACGUUUUCAUCACUUUACUUAAAAUGAUCGAGAGAAUCUCUAACAAUAAGUUUUAUUAAAUGUAAAUUUGAUGAUCUUGCUAAAAUUUUAUAUAUAGAUUAUCGU
Polistes canadensis is the source of this 1616-nucleotide messenger RNA. It is a transcript of the gene Dbct, whose product is annotated as lipoamide acyltransferase component of branched-chain alpha-keto acid dehydrogenase complex, mitochondrial. The transcript has 5 exons. The record is from RefSeq and is a predicted model, not a curated record. Bases 107 to 1459 code for a protein of 450 amino acids. Lineage: Eukaryota; Metazoa; Arthropoda; Insecta; Hymenoptera; Vespidae. Gene Ontology annotation, molecular function: acetyltransferase activity; lipoic acid binding. Gene Ontology annotation, cellular component: cytoplasm; mitochondrion.